Messenger RNA from Trypanosoma grayi, 234 nucleotides. RefSeq lists its product as hypothetical. Lineage: Eukaryota; Euglenozoa; Kinetoplastea; Trypanosomatida; Trypanosomatidae. Gene Ontology annotation, molecular function: ATP binding; DNA ligase (ATP) activity. The transcript has a single exon. The record is from RefSeq and is a predicted model, not a curated record. Gene Ontology annotation, biological process: DNA recombination; DNA repair. The coding region runs from base 1 to 234 and encodes 77 amino acids.
AUGGUGUAUCGCUUUUUGCACGAGCCACUCGAGAAACGUCGGGAUGUAUUAAAAGACACAGGGAGCAUGGUUCGAAAACGCCUGGUCUUUUCAGAGUUGGUGCAGGUCGAAGGUUUCCCUUCCCAGCAACAGGCGCUGCUGCAGCGACACUUUGGUUGGGCGAUUGCAAAAGGUGUAGAAGGUCUAGUCAUAAAAGACCUCUGGGGCGUCUACGAGCCCGGGACGCGGCAGUGA